Molecule: messenger RNA, 1104 nt
Organism: Exophiala viscosa
Lineage: Eukaryota; Fungi; Ascomycota; Eurotiomycetes; Chaetothyriales; Herpotrichiellaceae
Product: Alpha/Beta hydrolase protein
Exons: 1
Coding region: 148-1098 (316 amino acids)
Molecular function (GO): lipase activity
Source: RefSeq, a predicted model, not a curated record
CUGCCGACGGCCUCCGCACGCUCAUGCAGCCCCUGGCACUCCCAAAGCCUUGGCCAACGCCUGUCUUUGAGAAAGUCUUAGAUGAACAAGGAAUGAUCCUACUACGAACAACCAACAAUUCACGCCGUCAAGGCACGCAUCACAGGAAUGGAACACCUUGCGCCAUUGGGGACGGCAAUCCAGGAUAUUGUUCUGCCAACACACAAGAUAUACGCGCCAUUGCUGCUCAAACAAGCCGAUAAAAUCCGAUCAACGCGUCGAGAGACGUUUGCGUAUGGCCAACAUCCACGGCAGAAACUUGAUGUGUACACACCCUCAGCUGGUGUGAAAUCGGUGACGGGCAAGUCUUCGGUCUUCAUCUUCUUGUACGGAGGAGGUCUCGUCAGAGGCGAGAAAAUCAACACGAACUACCUUGAUGGCCUCGUUUAUGCCAAUCUUGGCCACUACUUCGCGGAGAACUUGGGAUUCGAGGUCGUGAUCAUUGACUAUCGACUCAUAACGCAUGGAGCUAAAUUUCCUUCCGGCGGCGAAGACCUGAAAUUGGCCAUUGACUGGGUUCUCGGUCACUUCCCCAAACCGUUGGACAUUUAUACGAUGGGCAACUCGGCCGGCGGUGUACACCUGUCUACAUACCUAUUCGCACCUGACUUUGCAACAAGCAGACGGCAAAUAUUAUCAGCGAGUUCUGCAGGAGUACUGAAAGGUGUCAUCCUCCUCUCGGUUCCAUUUCAUUUUGAACAGGCCCAUGCCGAUCGGAGCGAGACACUACGGGCGUAUUUUGGUGACAACGUGCGCGUAAGGUGCCCAUUGGGGCUACUGGAGGCCUCCAAGCAAAAUCGAUCCAUUAGUGAGUUGCAGCAGGUGCCAGUCAUGGUCUCGAAUGGAACCUUGGAUCCCGAGGACGAGAUAUUGGUCCCAAGAGGCGAUUUCAUCAAAGAGUGGAAAGCGAGUGGCGCCGUGACGCCAAAAUUGACAGUUCAGAUGAUGGAAGGCCACAAUCACCUCAGUCCGGUCCUUGCUGUGGGCACAGCGGUGCCCGCUGAGGAGGCUUGGGCUCGACAGGCCAUUGACUUCAUCAUCGCAAGCUCUCGGACCUGAUGAGUC